AGCAUGUCAACGGCGGCGCAACGCGCCAAGCGUCGCGAAGAAGUCGAUCAUGCGUAUAACGAAGUAGCUAAGGCAGCUUCAUGGGGUGCGGUGAAGUACGGAACCGUAGGUGCUGCAUUAGCUACGAUCGGGCACUUUACUUGGCCUGCAUUUCGACGACAAACACUAGCAUUCAAAGGAUUCCUCACAAUGGGCUUCGUCUGUACAGGCCUAAUAAUCCACGGCGAAUCCCGUCUCCUCGCACACGAACGCCAAGUCCGUCACACAGAGACCAAACUCCGACGUGAAGCCCGGCUAGACCUCGCACGCCGAGGACUCGUCGGUACAGAGACGGAGAUAGCAAAGUGGAAGGAGGAACGGGCUAAGAGGAUUAGUGAGGAAGCAGCGCAGGGGCCUGUAGCUAAUAGUACGGGUAAUACGGGUACGGGUAGUAGUAGUAGUGCUGCUUCUUCGAGUUGAUAUACUCUUAGACUUAGAGUCGGUGAAGUUGGAAUUGGGCAAGGUGUUUCAUAGCUUUGGAUUUUGGAACAAUAUUUAGCGGUGUGGACGUCCCGCUUGUAUAUUAUAAUCGCGCAA
Molecule: messenger RNA, 576 nt
Organism: Fomitiporia mediterranea MF3/22
Lineage: Eukaryota; Fungi; Basidiomycota; Agaricomycetes; Hymenochaetales; Hymenochaetaceae
Exons: 4
Coding region: 4-459 (151 amino acids)
Source: RefSeq, a predicted model, not a curated record